AUGCAGCAUGCUGAAUCUAGUUCUGUUGGAACAGCUGGUGGAUUGAUGUGUUUGUGGAGGGAGAGUUCUUUGCAGGUUCUGACAAUGGCUAUAGAAACUUGGUUUAUCUUGCUGACUGUGAAGUUGCCUAAUAUUGAUCAUACAGUGCUGAUUGGAAAUGUCUAUGGCCCUCAUUCUGCGACGGACCGUCGUGUUCUUGACGUGGGCGACUCAUCCUUUCAGCAGUUUGUACAAGACAACAAUUUACUGGAUUUGCCACUGAACAAUGGCGACUACACUUGGUUCUCUAGUCGGAAUCAGGGGAUUUGGAGUCGUUUGGAUCGCUGGUUGGUAUCUGAUGAGGUCCUGGUAACGUUUUCUAAUAUGUCUCAAUCUGUUUUACCAUGGAAUGUAUCUGAUCAUAGGGCGGUGGGGUUGUUUUUUGGGGUGUCAGAUUCGGGACCUAAGCCUUUUUAUUAUUUCAAUCACUGGGCAGAUGAGGAGGGAUUUAACGAAUUAGUAGAGUCUUGGUGGAGGUCUGCUGUGUUUCAAGGGUGGUCGGGUUAUGUGUUGCAACAAAAGCUGAGAGGGUUGAGAGGAAAAAUUAGAGAGUGGCGUAGAAAGAAGGGUGCUUGGGGUGUAGAAAAAAUUGCAAAUUUAGAGAAGAGGCUACAUGAGGUGAUGGGUGAGUUAGAAGUUGAAGGGGGUUCAGAGGUGCUAAAUAAGGAGAGAAGGGUGGUUUUAGAGGCUUUGUGGAGGGCAUAUCGUGAGGAGGAAAGAAUAUGGUUACAAAAGUCAAGGGUGCGGUGGUUAAAGGAGGGGGAUAGAAAUACAAAGUAUUUCCACCGGGGUGGUCCUAGGCCGUGGUUCUCCAAUAUAAAAUUAAACAAGGUGUCAGUUGCAGAGAAGCACUUUUUGGAAGCAGAAUUUACAGUAGAGGAAAUAUGGGAUGUGGUGAAAAUUUUUGAUGGGCGGCUGGUGAGGGGUUUAAAUUCUACUUUUAUAGCUCUUAUUCCUAAAGAAGGUCAGCAAGAGGAAAUUUCAGACUACAGGCCAAUCAGCUUAAUUGGAAGUGUCUAUAAAUUGUUGUCAAAAGUCCUCUCUGUGCGUCUGAGUUCGGUGCUGCCAGGUUUACUAAGUCAGAAUCAGUUUGCUUUCACAGCUGGUCGCCAGAUUGCAGACUGCUCUUUAAUUGCUAAUGAAGUUGUUCACACCAUGGCUUCAAGGCCAGAAGGAGGUCUGUUAUAUAAAAUUGAUUAUGCAAAAGCUUAUGAUAAUGUUGAUUGGGAUUUUAUGUUGGAGCUUCUGCAGGAAAUGGGUUUUGGGGAAAAAUGGAUUAGCUGGAUCCAGGUUUGUGUUUCAACAGCUUCUUUGGCGGUCCUCGUUAAUGGCUCGCCUUCUGACUUUUUCAACAUUCAAAAGGGACUGCGUCAGGGUGACCCCCUUUCACCUUUACUAUUUAAUAUUGUGGCUAAUGGGAUGUCUUGUAUGCUUAAUCAGUUAUUAGAAGGAGAUGCACCAUGUGGGGUGGAAUUGGCACUGGGGUUUCGCAUAAAUCAUUUACAGUUUGCAUAUGACUCUUUGCUGUUUUCUGAUUGUGAUGAAUUUCAGUUCCAGACUUUGGCCAUGGCAAUUGAAGCUUACUUGUACAGUUCAGGUUUGAAAGUAAAUUUUAAUAAAUCAGCGGUGUAUGGGGUAAAUGCUCCUCCUUCUUUGAUACAACAAGCUGAAACUUGGUGGAAUUUUAAAAUAUGCUCUUUACCUUUCAUUUAUCUCGGGUCCCCAUUGGGCGGUAAUCCUAGACACUUGUCUUUAUGGAAUCCGGUGCUGGAAAAUAUGACUGCGAAAUUGGGCUUAUGGAGUUCUCGCUUUUUGUCUUUAAGUGGGCGGUUAGUGUUAAUAAAGUCUGUUAUGAAUGCUAUUCCUUUGUACUACAUGGCUCUUUAUAAAGCUCCAAAGGGGGUAAUUCAGCGACUAGAGAGGAUUAUGCGUCGUUUCUUAUGGGGAGGACCUUCCGGUGAAAAUAAAAUCAUGGAGAGAGAUGCACUUUGGAGGGAGGUGGUUUGUAAAAAAUAUGGUUUACCGCUGCAGCUGAUAUCCUUUAAUGUUGAUCCUGCUGAGGUGAAAAAAUUAUCUAAGCCUUUGGCAGAUGUGUAUGGCGUUUGGCGUGAUAGUGGGCUAGUGGGCAGUGUUUUUAGGGAUGGGUUAGCUUGUCAGAUAGGGAGGGGGAGUGGUGUGUUUUUAUGGCUGGAUCAUUGGGUAGGUGCUGCACCUCUUAGCGUGGCUUUCCCUCGGGUGUUUGCCUUAACAGUAAAUAAAAGGGCAACAGUGGGGGAGUGUGGUAUGGUCGCUGGUCCUCAGUGGGUGUGGAAUAUUGCUUUUGUUCGAGAUUUUCUGGGUUGGGAGAGAGAACAAUAUCAUGAUUUGCAGGCACUUCUUCAGACUUUGGUUCCGAAAUAG
Lotus japonicus is the source of this 2439-nucleotide messenger RNA. RefSeq lists its product as uncharacterized. The record is from RefSeq and is a predicted model, not a curated record. The coding region runs from base 1 to 2439 and encodes 812 amino acids. The transcript has 5 exons. Lineage: Eukaryota; Viridiplantae; Streptophyta; Magnoliopsida; Fabales; Fabaceae.